Daktulosphaira vitifoliae (grape phylloxera) is the source of this 713-nucleotide messenger RNA. RefSeq lists its product as uncharacterized. Bases 159 to 506 code for a protein of 115 amino acids. The transcript has 6 exons. Lineage: Eukaryota; Metazoa; Arthropoda; Insecta; Hemiptera; Phylloxeridae. The record is from RefSeq and is a predicted model, not a curated record.
UUAAGUAUUUAAGUAGAGUUAUUAGUUAUUUAAUACAUUUAUGCAGCAAUUGUCAGUGAUAAUUAAUAAGAGACAAUUUUGUGAUAAACAUUACACAAUAUUAAAAUAAUAUCAAUUAAAAUUAUCUGUCAUAAAUAAGCUUAUAAUUAUAAGUUAAAAUGAAGUUAUUUAUUUUAUUCGCGUUUUAUUUAAUGAUUAUAGAAACCUCUCAGAUGGAUUGCUAUUGCGCGAAUCAAAAAAUCAUUAAAUAUAAUGAAUUGGUAGAAGAUUUGAUCAUUUGUCUUGAAAAAUUACCAAAGACUAAUAACACAUAUGCUAACAUUGAUCAACUAAAGGGACAUGUAAAUGAUUAUACGAUGAAGUAUAAAAUUGUAAAAAAUAAUACAGAAAAAAUAAAGGAAUUAGAUAAUGAAUUGGCUGGAAGUAUUUGUUGCUCAAAUCAAAUCGACCAAAAUUUGAUGAAUAGUAUAUUAAAAUGCAUAGAAACAUUUCGUGAAAACUUGUAACAAUAUAGUAAAAUAACUCUCUUAUAGAAUUGUGUAAUGCAACCGCGAUGUCUGUUAUAAUAGGAACCAAAAAGAUUUAAAAUAUUAAUCAUAUAAAUACUAAUUAUAGUUAUUAAAUUUAGUAUGAAAUUGAUAUUCAAUAAUUUAAUAUUAUAAUUUAUACGGAGAAAUUAUAAAAAUAAUAAAAAAGUUAUAUUUUGCUUUACU